AUGGCAGUAUCUGAAGGUCCAGCUAUUGGUAUUGAUUUAGGUACCACAUACUCGUGUGUUGGUGUAUGGAGAAAUGAUACAGUAGAUAUUGUUCCAAAUGAUCAAGGUAACCGUACAACACCAUCAUAUGUAGCAUUUACAGAGACUGAGCGUCUCAUUGGAGAUGCAGCAAAGAACCAAGUUGCUAGAAAUCCAGAUAAUACAGUCUUUGAUGCUAAACGUCUUAUUGGUAGAAAAUUUGACGACCAGGCAGUGCAAAGUGAUAUGACUCACUGGCCAUUUAAAAUAGUUAGAGGCCCAAAAGACAAACCAAUUAUUAGUGUAAGUUAUUUAGGUGAGAAGAAGGAAUUCCAUGCUGAAGAAAUUUCUGCUAUGGUUUUACAAAAGAUGAAGGAGAUUUCUGAAGCAUACUUGGGACGCCCAAUUAAGAAUGCCGUAGUUACUGUACCAGCUUAUUUCAAUGACUCUCAACGUCAAGCAACUAAGGAUGCAGGUGCAAUUGCUGGUUUAAAUGUAAUGAGAAUUAUUAACGAACCAACAGCCGCAGCUAUUGCUUAUGGUCUUGAUAAGAAGGGAACUGGUGAGAGAAAUGUUUUGAUCUUCGAUUUGGGUGGUGGUACAUUUGAUGUAUCAUUAUUAACUAUUGAGGAUGGUAUCUUUGAGGUUAAGGCUACUGCUGGUGAUACUCACUUAGGUGGUGAAGAUUUUGAUAACAGACUUGUAGAAUUUUGCGUACAAGACUUUAAGAGAAAGAAUAGAGGUAUGGAUUUAACUACAAAUGCCAGAGCUUUAAGAAGAUUAAGAACUCAAUGUGAACGUGCAAAGAGAACUUUAUCAUCUUCAACUCAAGCUACUAUUGAGUUGGAUUCACUUUAUGAAGGUAUUGAUUAUUCAAUUGCCAUUAGUAGAGCUAGAUUUGAAGAACUCUGUGCUGAUUACUUCCGUGCAACUUUAGCUCCAGUUGAGAAAGUACUCAAGGAUGCUGGUAUGGACAAAAGAUCUGUACAUGAUGUUGUUUUGGUUGGUGGUUCUACUCGUAUUCCAAAGGUCCAAGCCUUGAUUCAGGAAUUCUUUAAUGGAAAGGAGCCAUGCAAAGCAAUUAACCCAGAUGAAGCUGUUGCCUAUGGUGCUGCUGUACAAGCUGCUAUCUUAAAUGGUGAGCAAUCUUCUGCUGUUCAGGAUCUCUUGUUAUUAGAUGUUGCUCCAUUAUCACUUGGUUUGGAAACUGCUGGUGGUGUUAUGACUAAGCUUAUUGAGCGUAACACAACUAUCCCAGCCAAAAAGACACAAGUCUUUACCACUUAUGCCGAUAACCAAAGCGGUGUAUUAAUUCAAGUCUAUGAAGGUGAAAGAGCCAUGACUAAGGAUAACCACCUUCUUGGAAAGUUCCACCUUGAUGGUAUUCCACCAGCACCAAGAGGUGUACCACAAAUUGAGGUCACUUUUGAUAUUGAUGCUAAUGGUAUUUUGAACGUAUCCGCUGUCGAUAAGAGUACCGGUAAAAGUAGCAAGAUCACAAUUACUAACGAUAAGGGUAGAUUAUCAAAGGAUGAUAUCGAACGUAUGGUUAAUGAUGCUGAGAAAUACAAGGGUGAGGAUGAACAAAACAGACUUAAGAUUGAGGCCAAGAACUCCUUGGAGAACUAUCUCUACAAUAUGAGAAACACUAUCCAAGAACCAAAGGUCAAGGAGAAGCUUUCUCAGUCUGAAAUUGAUGAAGCUGAAAAGAAGAUUAAGGAAGCCCUUGAUUGGCUUGAACACAACCAAACUGCUGAAAAGGAUGAGUUUGAACACCAACAAAAGGAAAUAGAGACCCAUAUGAAUCCACUAAUGAUGAAGAUCUACUCUGCUGAUGGUGGAAUGCCAGGUGGAAUGCCAGGUGGUAUGCCAGGUGGUAUGCCCGGUGGUAUGCCAGGUGGAAUGCCAGGCGGUAUGCCAGGUGGUAUGCCAGGUGGUAUGCCAGGAUCUAAUGGUCCAACUGUUGAAGAAGUCGACUAA
Cryptosporidium ubiquitum is the source of this 1998-nucleotide messenger RNA. Its product is annotated as heat shock 70 protein. Bases 1 to 1998 code for a protein of 665 amino acids. Gene Ontology annotation, biological process: protein refolding; cellular response to unfolded protein. The record is from RefSeq and is a predicted model, not a curated record. Lineage: Eukaryota; Apicomplexa; Conoidasida; Eucoccidiorida; Cryptosporidiidae. Gene Ontology annotation, molecular function: heat shock protein binding; misfolded protein binding; ATP binding. Gene Ontology annotation, cellular component: cytoplasm. The transcript has a single exon.